This is a messenger RNA of Mesocestoides corti, 684 nucleotides long. The record is from the annotation of a GenBank genome assembly. Lineage: Eukaryota; Metazoa; Platyhelminthes; Cestoda; Cyclophyllidea; Mesocestoididae.
AUGAACAUUUUCGGCAAACGCAAGACUCCCCAAGAGCAGCUGCGUGAGAACCAGAGGGCACUUCAGCGUACAAUGAGGGACCUUGACCGCGAGAGGCAGCGCCUAGAGAACGAACAAACCAAAAUUACAAAUGAUAUUAGGAGAAUGGCUAAGCAAAACCAGAUGGAGACCGUUAAAAUUAUGGCAAAGGAUCUCGUUCGAACAAGAACGUACAUCUCUAAACUUGUAAAGAUGCGUGCAAAUAUUCAGGCGAUUUCUUUGAAUAUGCAAACAUUAAAAUCGACAGCUCAAAUGACUGAGUCAAUGAAGCAAGUCACUCGUACCUUAGUUACCAUGAAUAAGCAAAUGAGACUUCCUGCUCUGCAAAAAACUCUUCGCGAGUUUGAGAAGGAAUCAUCUAAAAUGGAAAUGAAACAGGAGAUGAUUUCUGAUGCUAUGGAUGAUGUGUUUGAUCAGGAGGGCGACGAUGAAGCCACUGAUACGGUUGUUCAGCAGGUUCUGGAUGAACUUGGUAUUGAAUUGUCCGGCGGUUUACACGAACUGCCUACAGUUGCCGGUUCUAUUGGUGGUAAAGAAGGUGUUGCAAAGCCCGGAGGAGCCCUGCCAGUUCCUGCUGGUGCCGACGGCACGGAGUCUGCUGAGACUGACGAACUCGAAGCUCGUCUCAGGAAUCUGAAACGCUAA